AUAACAUAUCCGGCCAAGAGUUAUGAUGGCUACCAGAAAGGUUGACGUAAGGUUAAUCAAAAGAAAGAGGGAAGCAAAAAAGACAGUUGAUUCCCCACUGGCUAGGUACAAUAGUGCUGGCCAGCUAUCUUGUGUGGUAUGCGACAUAAACAUAAAGAACGAAUUUCUGUGGACCUCACAUGUCCUUGGUAAAAAGCACAAAGAGAACUUGGCAAACCUAAAAGGGAAAUCCAAAGCAAACUUAUCAGUUACAGAGGUGCAAAAGCCAGUUAAACAGGUUGAAACAAAUGAUGAAGCUCCAAAUAAAAAAAUUAAAGUUGAUUACAGGAUUGACACAAACAGCUAUACAGACAGUUUAGAAGAAAAAAAGGAUGAGACUUCCACAGAUAACCAAUCACAUUUGCCUUCAGACUUCUUUGAUCAUGGAAUCAAGUCUGGAAUGCAAGAGAAUAUUCCCAGAGGAGAUUCUACAGAAGGCAUUCCAGAAGGAUUUUUUGAUGACCCAAAACUAGAUGCAAAGGUCCGUAAAGUAGAGUACAAAGAUCAGGCUGAGGAGCAAUGGGAAAAGUUCCAGAAAGAAAUGCAAGUAGAAAACCAGGUGUCACAGUCCAUUGUUGAAGGAGAAGAUGAGGAGUCCAGAGUUAAUAGGGAAUUAUCAGAACUCAGUGAACAGAGAGUCUACUUUCUAAGAGCUGAUGCCUUACGCGACAGACAGAGUGCUUUAAAGGAAAAGUCCUCCAAACUAAACAGUCUUCAGCCACAACCACACGAACAAACUGACAGCAAUAGUGAUGAUAGCGAUUUUGAUGAAUUUCUUGACUGGAGAGCAAAGAAAGUCUCCUGAUGAACUGCUGAUUCACUCUGCUCUAGGUGUUGCAAUGCAUCUAGAUACGCAACUUUCCCUUGUUGCCUUGAUAUAUUUGUACUGGCAUGGUCUUUGCCUGAAAUGAUUAAUAUUAAGAUAGCAAAGCUGAAGAAUCAAGUUUUCAAGACAGAGGAAAAACUUACAUGUCAAGGAAGGGGCCUAGGAAAGGAACACCUGAGCAGGAGCAGUGGUAUCAGUUCCUUUAUAAAAAGAAUUUUACUCUUAUUUCAUUUCUUGGUCUAAGAAACAGAGUGUUCUGAAUUGAGGCAUUUUGGAACCCUGGAUCCACCGAUAGCAUUCGCAGAAUAUAUAAAAAUAGAUAUUGACUGCAGAAUACGGACUGGGGUGUUUUUGUGGAAUUUGCUCUCCGCACACGCUGGUUCAACAAACGAGGACUGUAUACUCUCUUUUAAGUUGGCUUUUAUUCUUCAGCUCACAACAUUCACGUUCUGCCCUAUGAUCUAACUCACUUACUGUAGGAUCACAAGUGCCACUUUUAUUGGCUACAGAUAUCCACACCCAGAUACGUAGGUCAGGUGUGGUCGGAUAGGGCUUAGUUGUCUACAUAAUUUCCUAAUCGGUUGAUCCCAGUUGCAUGGGUCUGUUAGACAAAUCUUAUUAUCGUUAAUCUUAACACGUACGCGAUUUCACUAGCAAUUAUCUAGUUAAUUACAUCAUUGUUUGUCGAUCCUUCUACGCAUUCUUUGUCAAUAUUUCCAGUUACAUUCUACCGGUUACAUUCUACCGUUCCCUAUUAGAGGUAAAGAACCAAUAACUCACUUAGUGCACCGCUAAUCAUGCAAAAUAUAACAAAACAAGCAAAAUCCUAAUAAUGGGUGUAAAAGUUCUAUAACAGGUGUAAAACAUGGGCUGCAUACUUCAGACCAGGUUCUAAAUAAGGACUGAAGUGAGGGUUCUCAACAUAAAGACUGUAGCAAAUCAAACAAAGAAGAACAAGAAUACGAAGCACAAACAUUCUUAUGUGGCAAAGUAACAAAGAUUUCUGGUGGACUGACUUAACCAAUUUGAACCCAGUAAAUUAUAUUCUUAGAGGAAGAUAGAUGACUUGAGUGACUCGAUCACAUUGUUGGCUUAUGAGUCUAAUAAAAGUUAGUUAGUCAUUGA
Messenger RNA from Stylophora pistillata, 1990 nucleotides. Its product is annotated as zinc finger protein 830. Gene Ontology annotation, biological process: nuclear DNA replication; mitotic DNA replication checkpoint signaling; mitotic DNA damage checkpoint signaling. The record is from RefSeq and is a predicted model, not a curated record. Lineage: Eukaryota; Metazoa; Cnidaria; Anthozoa; Scleractinia; Pocilloporidae. Gene Ontology annotation, cellular component: spliceosomal complex; nucleus. Gene Ontology annotation, molecular function: nucleic acid binding; zinc ion binding.